AUGGAGUCUUUCAAAGUCAUUGUCGUUGGCGCUGGGCCAGUCGGCAUGGUCCUGGCUCACGCGCUGCAGGUCUCCGGCAUCGACUACGUGCUCGUUGAACAGCGCUCUCAAAUCCCCCCUGAUCCUGCUUACGGCUUGUUUCUGUGGCCUCACAUUAUGCGAAUCUUUCACCAAUUAGGUCUUCUCGAAGCCGUUUUAGCUGUCGCGCAGCCUAUGAUUGAAGCGGUCCACAGAUCAAUUGACGGCAGUGUUAUACAUCGCUCGAGAGGGUUUGAAGAGCUCGGCGCAUUGUUCGGAUAUCCUAUGGCUAUUUUUAACAGAGGCGAUUUUGCCUCGGCGUUGAUGAGCAAGCUUGAAAACAAGAACCAACGCGUCAAGACCAACAAGCGCCUCACUAACGUCAUACACCGCGACAACGGUGUAACAGUCGAAUUCGCAGACGGUACCACAGAAGAGGCAUCAAUUGUCAUUGGCUGUGACGGUGUCUGGAGUAGUGUCCGCGACCAAAUGAAAGCAAAAGCACCUAAAGGUCUCUUUGACGAGAACCCCAACCCAUUCCAAGCACCACACGCAGGCGUGUUUGCCAAAGCUCUAUGCCCCAAGGAACUCGAGCGUGGAAGGAACAUUAAUGUUUAUCAAGAUGGAUCUCAUGUUCAGGUCUUUACUGGUCUGAGAGAAGCGCAGAUCAUUGUUUAUCAUCGCAUUCCGACUUCGAGAACAAAGACAUUCUUUGGGCAGAACGAUGCUGAAGAGGCGGCCAAACCCUGGAUGGAUGUUCCGGUUGGAGAUGGAAUUACGUUUGGUGAUUUGUGGAGGAACAAGAUUGCUGGAGGUAGCGCAAACUUUGACGAGGGAGUACUUCCUUGGUGGCAUUGGGGACGUAUGGUUCUUGUUGGUGAUGCUGCUCACAAGAUGAAUCCCAUCAGAGGUGCAGGAGCAUGCUGUGGCAUCGAAGACGCCAUCGCCUUAGUAAACGGCCUCAGUCGGUUACUUCACUCCGACUCCAACCCCUCAGACCGUAAGCUCCGUCAGUCUUUUCUCGCCUAUCAGUACGAGCGAGAAGCUGCUGCAAAGCUGUGGAAUGACAUCUCUGCGCUCAAUUUGGAACUCUGCAUUGGCGCCAAUCAGCCCGCAUUGAAAGCGCAAAGUGUUGCUGAUUACAGAACGAUUCCUUUAGUUGCUAAUGGACCGAUCCUGCAGAAUAUUCCGUUUGAUGAGAAGAUGGGCUUUGUGUCGUGGACCAGGAAGACUCGCAAGUCUGCUGAUAAGACUAAAGCGCGUUUGUAG
Messenger RNA from Fusarium proliferatum ET1, 1287 nucleotides. RefSeq lists its product as uncharacterized. Bases 1 to 1287 code for a protein of 428 amino acids. The transcript is spliced from 3 exons. Gene Ontology annotation, molecular function: FAD binding. The record is from RefSeq and is a predicted model, not a curated record. NCBI's taxonomy places the organism in Eukaryota, Fungi, Ascomycota, Sordariomycetes, Hypocreales, Nectriaceae.